Molecule: messenger RNA, 1639 nt
Organism: Helianthus annuus (common sunflower)
Lineage: Eukaryota; Viridiplantae; Streptophyta; Magnoliopsida; Asterales; Asteraceae
Product: probable serine/threonine-protein kinase PBL19
Exons: 4
Coding region: 124-1218 (364 amino acids)
Biological process (GO): protein phosphorylation
Molecular function (GO): ATP binding; protein kinase activity
Source: RefSeq, a predicted model, not a curated record
UCACCGGCCACCACCUUAUUCACACACUCAACCAUCACCCACCACACACCCACACCCACAACAUUUAAUCCUCUCGACAAUUUCUUCAAUACUCAUAACACUUUCACACUUUUUUCACCUUCAAUGAUGAAAUGCUUCAGCAUAUUUCAUUCAAAACCAGCUAGGGAAAGAUGUUCACCGGAAGCAAAAGAUAACAACCAACCGAAAAAGCCGAAAUCGGCAACCGGGUUAGUCAAGUCAACUGGCCCAGUCUCUUCCCCUAGAAGAAUAACUGAAGUGUACAAAGAUAAAGAUAAUAAGUUGAAGAAGUUUUCAUUCUCCGAGCUUAGAGAUGCUACCACUAAUUUCAACAAGCUUUUGAAGAUUGGUGAAGGUGGUUUUGGGUGUGUUUAUAAAGCAAGGAUUAGACUUUGUGAAAGUCAAACUGAUCCUCUUGUGGUUGCCAUUAAAAGGCUUAAUAGACAAAGCAUGCAGGGGCAUAAAGAAUGGCAAACAGAACUUCAGUUUCUUGGGGUGGUUGAUCAUCCUAACCUUGUAAAACUUUUGGGAUAUUGCUCGGUUGAUGGUGAACGGAUGCAAAGAUUGUUAGUGUAUGAGUACAUGCCGAACAAAAGCUUAGAAGUUCAUCUUUUUAACACAAAUUUACCGCCGAUCCCAUGGAAAACAAGGCUACGGAUCCUUCUCGGUGCAGCCGAGGGUUUGGAUUAUUUGCACCAAGGGAUGGAAAUCCAGGUCAUAUUUCGUGAUUUCAAGUCGUCAAAUGUGUUACUGGAUGAGAAGUUUAACCCCAAGCUUUCGGACUUUGGUCUUGCGCGAGAAGGUCCUCAAGGGGACAAAAGUCAUGUAUCUACAAAGCCUGUUGGGACAUAUGGAUAUGCUGCCCCGGAAUACACAGAAACGGGCCAUCUUAGAUCAAAGAGCGACGUAUGGAGUUUUGGAGUUGUAGUGUUCGAGAUUCUAACGGGCAGAAGAGCAGUAGAUAGAAGUCUACCAAAAGCCCAACAAAAGCUUACAGAAUGGGUGAAAGAAUUCCCUGCUGAUAGUAGAAACUUUUGGAUGAUUAUGGACAAACGAUUAAACAACCAAUAUUCACUUGAUGCUGCCCGAAACAUUGCUAAACUGGGUAUCAGCUGCCUUUGCAAGAACCCUGAUGACCGACCAACAAUGAGCCAGGUUGUCGAUGGUUUGAGAGACGCGAUUGCCAAGUCUGAAACAUGAUUCAUAUUUAUGUGGUACCUUGUACAUCAUCUCUUGUGUCAUGUGCAUUUGAGCUCAAUUCACAUUCUUGGUUGCACCAUAUUGAAAGUUGAAACACAAACACUUGGUAGCUAUUUGGUCAAAAGUGGCGCAAAUGAUUCCAGCCCAGCUGGUUGAUGCAUUGGAAAUGAUGGGGAAGGACUCAGGUUCGAUUUUUGAUCCCACCCGAGUUUUCUACUACAGUGCAUUUACUCCAGAGGGUUGGCUCUUGUGGAGGGUGCAACUCCUGUCAUGUGGCAGGAGGCUGGAAAUUUUCUCAGGGACAGCGUAACGCCCCUCUCGACCAGGCGUGGGCCCGGUUAAGAUAACAUAGUCCUGCUAAUGAGUGGUAACGGGCCUGCGUCUUGCGGGUGUGAAUUAACCGUCUUGUGAAGUUCACCUG